UUUGUUUUUGUCGCCAGUCCCUACUCGUCAGUGAUUUGAUUGACGGACGGACAUUGUGAUUUUGCUGAACAAGGACAGGACAAUACUUCAGCGUUUUUCGUUUUAACGACUUUUGGCUCUCAGUGCUUUCGUUGCUGUUAUUUCAAAUUUCUAUAGGCUUAAGUAGACAUAUUUAGUGCUUACAAUUGCGUGGCGUAGUAAUAUGAAAAAUAUGUAUUCGUCUGCACAGAACAACAUUUCGGAUCUACUCAAAUUAGCCAAAAAAUUCAACUGUUUUUAUCUAUCAGGCUUGCAUCAGGGAGUAUGCAAACCAUUUAUUGUUGCCGGAUAUCAAGUGGGCCUGAUUCGUCCUGAUGUAAUGAAGUAUUUAAUUCGAUUUCCAGAGGUGUUCAGGAUCACAGGCAAGUAUGUAGAGCUGAACCCAGCAUUCAGAGACUACAAAGAAAGAACAACAAAGGUAGCUGAUGUGUUGCAGAGCUUGAGAAAAGAAAAUGAUAUAUGUGCAUUGAAAGGCUGGAGAGAUGAGUGUUUUGGGGUAACUACGCCAUUGCAUCCUGAGAGUUUGUUGGAAAUGGACAGAAGUGCGAUGUGUCUGUUUGGCAUCAGGAGCUAUGGAGUGAGUGUGACUGGCUAUGUCAACCACCCCACAAAAGGUCUCUGCAUUUGGUUACAGCAGAGAAGCUUUACUAAACAAACUUGGCCAGGCAAAUGGGAUUGCUUUGUGAGUGGUGGCCUGGCAGUUGGCUAUGGUAUUCUGGAGACUACAAUAAAGGAGGCUGCUGAAGAAGCCUCUGUAGAAGGCGAAUUAGUUAAAAAGUUGGUUCCAGCUGGCUGUGUAAGUUUUUAUUUUGAAAGUGAGAGAGGUUUAUUCCCAAACACUGAAUAUGUGUAUGACCUUGAGUUACCCCUGGACUUCAUGCCUCAGAAUGCUGAUGGGGAAGUGGAGAACUUUGAGUUGUUGACUGCUGAAGAAUGUAUUCAAAGAGCUUUAACACCUCAAUUUAAAACAACCAGUGCUCCAGUCCUUCUGGACUUCUUGAUACGUAAAGGAUACAUUAACCCGGAGAAUGAGCCUCACUAUCGAAAUCUGGUGGAGUUACUCCAUGUUCCCUUGCAGACAAUUUACAAUUGGCCAUGCACUUCAGCAUUCGCCGCUUUGGCCACUAAUGGAGAUGGCACAGAAAUACACCAAACAAACUAAAGCCAUGUAAAGUUUGCUUUUUAAAUCUCAAUUUUUCUAUAAUGCUCUUCAUAAAACUUGCCUACUCAAACAGGUUUUGUGUAUGAAGUUUCUAGUCUUCCUAUAUUUCAAUGUCGAAGAGAAAUUAUGAUAAAUGCUUGUAGCAUAUUUGGGUUAAUUAAGGAAUAUUUUGUUAUUUGCAUUGAGGGUCAUAUUAUAGAAUAUUAUUUUUAUCAUCACAUAAAAUCUGAUAUCAAACCAAUGGCUUGGUAGGUUAAAUAAAUAAUUUGUGGUAGGUACAGCAAAAUGACAAACUGUUGAGUAUAGGUGCAAAUAUCAUGGUUUUUCUUAGAUAAUGUUGUAAGUAGGCCUAGACGAUUUCCAGUGAUGGCAGUACCAUUACCAGUGUUUAUUGUUUGAUAAUAUUGUAAAUAUUUGUUCUAGCUUAUUAUUAAAAUAAAAUACUUCAAGGCCUAAUCAUAUUUCGUGUUAAUUGGCCUCGUAUUUAUAUACUUUGGUAAGCUUUGAGUGGUACCUAAGUUUAUGUAUUAUUAUUACUAUAAUUUUGUUUUAUCUUGGCACUUGUGACUAGUGCAUGCAUUAUCGUAAUAUUUUAGUAUACAUUGACCAAAUCUUGAUGUGUUUCGUAAUGUGUGUUAUUGAAGACAUCAUAGUUUAGCUAGGUAUGGUUAAUUUCUGUGAUACUUUACCGAUUCGGUAUAAGGCAAUAUUAUAUUAUCAGUUUAGUUUCUCGGCCGUCGCAAUGAGACCAACGUAGACACGUAGAUGCAACAUCAGCAUGUUCCAGGUGUUCUCAAAGCUGGCUCAUUCAAUGUCAGAUGGUUACGUAUUAUUUGUGACAUUUCUAUGUAGAUUAAAUACUUUGUAAACAUGAAUAAUAUAAUAUUGAAAGUAACAAACUAUCUACCUAUUAAUGUAAUAUUUAUUAUAUCAUAUAAAUUAUAGCAUAUUUGUUUUCUAGGUGCUACUUGCAGAUGUAGUACGAUAAAUUUAUAUUCGUUUAUCUAGUCAUUCUACGUCAGAUAUGGCGAAUAUUUAAAAUUUAUAAUAAUACGUACAUUAGUGCCUGUUUAAAAAUGUUUUUUUUAGUAUCGUUUGUGUUAAUUCGACUCAUAAAAUAGCUAUCGGAUAUUUAUUGAAAAUAAUUACUUAAUCACGUGUAUUAACUGAGAAAGACUACGCACACACGGCGCAAUAAUAACGAGUCUCGCUGUGACUUGAAACUUUGUACCUAGAGCUUUUCGCAGUAAAAUCACAUAAGUAGUUGUUUUCAACGAAUUUAUUACGUCUAUCGAAUAGUUUUGAGUGUAGGAGGUAUUUUUAGCGUUAAUGGUGUUUGUCAUAAUUCAUAUUUGAAGUUGUUUCUACUUAUUUUGAUUUUCACCUAGAAUACG
Molecule: messenger RNA, 2595 nt
Organism: Spodoptera exigua (beet armyworm)
Lineage: Eukaryota; Metazoa; Arthropoda; Insecta; Lepidoptera; Noctuidae
Source: the annotation of a GenBank genome assembly